Molecule: messenger RNA, 5211 nt
Organism: Anopheles moucheti
Lineage: Eukaryota; Metazoa; Arthropoda; Insecta; Diptera; Culicidae
Product: neurotrimin-like
Exons: 11
Coding region: 487-2100 (537 amino acids)
Biological process (GO): synapse organization; homophilic cell-cell adhesion
Cellular component (GO): neuronal cell body; plasma membrane; axon
Molecular function (GO): axon guidance receptor activity
Source: RefSeq, a predicted model, not a curated record
UGAACCGCGGGAAGUGUACACGAGCUUUGUAGUGCGUGACCGGUGCCGGAAUUAGAAUUUUCAAAUCAUAGUGAUCUGAUGCUUAAAAUAAAAUAACAAAAAGCUUCACUCCAUUGAAGGAUCGCAAGUGUUUGUGAGUGUAUGUGCGUGUGUGCUCGGUGUGUGUGUGUGUAUAAGUGAGUGUUUAAAGUUUGGCAAACAAGUGCUAAAAGUUAAAAAUUGAUCCAGAAAAAAGUGAGCGAAAAGAGGAGAAAGAGAAAGAGAGAGAGAAAAAGAAAAGAAGUUGCCAUAAGAAAGGGGAAAAAUAGAAUCUUUCCCAAACAUCGCCCAGUGUGAUAAGAGAAGUGUUUUCACCCGCUGUAUCCCCAAAACUUCCAGCGAAACAACUGUGUGAAGAGUGUUUUUUUUUUGCUGCUGCUGCUACCCGGUCUCCCCGCGAUUCGAGGCGACAAGCGACGAACCGAACGUACUGAAAAGCGCGGCACGAUGCAUCUUCGCAGCUGGGGUGCGGUGCAGCUUGCACUGGCGUUGGCCGUCGUGCUGGUCGGGACGCUGGUUGAAACUCUUCCACAGUCGAGCAUAAGCGUUUCGAAAGAGCAGCGCAACAAACAGGAAGCGGUGGAAAGCCCGGCCGAUGACUACGAUGAGGAUUAUGACGAUGACGAGGAUGUGCCAUCGCAGGAGAAACCGGAGAUCAGUGACAACGCGCUGCUGGGGACGAAUCUGCUAACCAAGGACUACAUCGAGCAGGCCCGGGCAAGCGAACAGGUUACGCUCAAAUGCCAAGUCAGCAACCCAACAACUAACACCAUCAUCAUGUGGUACUACAACCAGAAGCCCAUCUUCCAGCAUAUGACUAAACUGACGUCCGAUACGCGGUAUGCGCUACUACCGGACUACUCGCUGCAAAUCGAUAACGUGCAGCUAGCGGACGAAGGUGUCUAUUCCUGCCAAGUACUGCCCAACAAAAUGAGCGUCAAAAUUGAGCUGCAGUUGUUGACACCUCCAAGAGAUGUUCACAUCAUGCAUGGUAACAAGAUCAUUAACGAUUCAAUUGAAGUUCAUCAGCGAGAUCGCAAGUUUAUUCUGUUGUGUUCUGCCGGAGGACAUCCCACACCACUGAUCACCUGGUCUUAUCGCGGACGCCACCUGGAUGAGGAAAAUAGCCGACAGAUUGGCAUUGUGCUGCGCAAGGAGUUCUUGGACAUCCAUGAAGUGAAGGCCCAACAUGCCGGGGACUACGAAUGUAUGGCCCAGAACGGUAUCGGUGAUCCAGUCAGUUGGACCGUGACCGUGGUUGUGAAAGAUGAAUCAUCGGAAGAGCUGGAGGACGAUGAUAUGGAUGCGUCCAAUGUAACUGCACCACCGCUGGAGAAAGGCAGCCCAAUCAUACACAAACACACCAGCUACAUCAACAGUGCCAUCGGCGAGAAUGUGGAGCUCGUUUGCCAGUACGACAGCAAUCCAGCGCCACGAAAAAUUCAGUGGCUUCGGGAUGAUGAGAUUGUGCAGCAGUCACCUGGCCAGACUACGAUCACGAACGAUCACCACAAUCAUCACAACCGUACCCGACUCACUAUCCGCAAUGUUCAGCAAAGGGACUUGAAGUCGUACUACUGCAAAAUUGAGAAUGAGCUGGGAGAAGCGAUUUCCAAAACGAUCCUUGGACUGGUACCGGGAGGAGCACAUCUGAUGUACUCCAACGUUUCCGAUGGAUUGUUGCACACGUGGUGGAAAAUUCACAGUAUUCAAACAAUCUCCGAAAUGCAGGUGCUCUACCGUGGAGAAAAUACCAAAUACGCACCGGUGAAUGCGGAAAUCUCCAGCCACGACCAAAACACCGAUGGAUACACCUGGACCAUUCGCAAAUCGGUCCGACUUCCGGAGGGCGAGUGGUUUGUGACGGCCCGGGCACGCAACACCGAGGGUUGGUCCAGUGCCGAAAGCCUGCCGCACCGGUUCCAGAUCCGUGAUGCGAUGGACAACAUUCAGGUCGCUUCGAUCGGUGGUUCGAGCGGUGCCCAUCGGACGCUUCCGGUGCUAUCGGCUGGCGCGUUGGUGCUGUUGCUGUUGCCCUUCGUUAAGUCACUAGUGUAUUAAUGUGUUGUAUAGAGGCAUGCGUCGGAAGCAGCGUGUAUAAGUGAGCGAAUGAGAGCAAGCGAGGAUAGGUAAAACAAAAAAGCUUCUAAAAGUAGCAUAAAUAAGCGAAAACUGAACCAAUUUUUCCUCCCCUCCCAUCCCCUCCCAUCCCAUCCCCAGCACUUUCCUUUCUCCCUUUCCCCCACGCACGGAACACGUUAAACAUUCAGAACCGGGAUGGGAGAACCACGUAAAAACGGUUGUUCUGUCCGGUUGUUUGUUCUGAUACUUCAUCACGAUUGGAAAAAAACGGUGCAAAGAGAAAAAGGUAUUCAUCCUCCGACCAGAUAUCGCACCAGGACGGUAAACACUUGCCUAACAGUCGUUGAAACUUAUGUGUGAGUGCGUGUGGGAAAUCACUGGAUUACUUAUAUUGAUAUAUCGGUUGGGCGCGUAAUGUGAGUGAUACGAGUUACGUGUAACCGAAUAGGAAGCGUGUAACUCACCAAGGAGCGAUUUAGCGAGCUAGAGGCAGCGAAACAAAACAUAAAACGUAUGUGUGUUACACCAAACUUUCCCUUCCCUAAAGACAGCAAAGCCAUCAAUUCCCCAACCGCAAGGGACGAUCCCUUUUAAGGCCUCGAAGGAUGAAGGAAUUCAGAUUUUGAACACAACGGAAGGAAAGGAAGGCAACGUAGAUGCAAAAUCAAAGCGAUAUAGUUAUAUUACGGUAGGCAAUGUGUCGGAACAGUCGGCAGGCGGAUAGUCUAACCAAAAGAAGAAUCUUCAUAACAGUCCUUUAUACCCGGUCGCUGCGCCGCUGGACACGUACACUACCGAUUACCGGUCAUGCCCUUCGUGAUAAGGAUGCGCACGUAUACGUGGCAUGUAGAUGGGGUGGAAGAGAGGGUAAAAACCACCACACCACACUGGCGUGUUCGUUUACCCCGUAGCCCCAAAUUAACGUUUAAAACAAAUGCGUUCAGGCGCGUCUACCGUCUUAUGUUGUUAGUACGUUCCUCCCUUCAUUUUAAGUCCUUCAAAUUCAAAAAACCGAGAAAAAAAACACACACAUUCAAUCUAUUUGCCUUUCUAUAGAUGCCUUUUUGUUAUUAGGUAGAAGCUUUGUUCAAAAACUGUUCCCCUCUCUACUCUUUUUUGCAAAAUCGAACACCCAGGCAGGGAGCAGUAUAAAAACAUUUUAAAACAAGUGGUAUUUUAGCUCGUUUAGCAAAACAAAAGCCCAUCAAUGUGAAGAAUACACUUACCGAACAGCAUAAACUAUACACCCAAUAUGAUAACCAAAAUUGCCUUUGGAUGAAAAAAAGAAUAAAUGCUCCGUGUGUGUGUGUGUCGAUGUAAAACAUAAAGCAAAAUCCCAAUUUCGUAUAAAUGCAAACAAAAACAAACAACACAACUUUGGUUCGAAAAAGAGUAGCGCAUUGGAGGUAAUAGGACAGAUUUGUUGCAAAACAAAACAAAACAAAAAAAGCAAAAUUGGAUAAGAGAAGGGAAAACAGUUCAGUUUUGUCAACAUUGUAUAGAGAAAGUAAUAAUAUGAAUGCCUCUUUCCCCUCUCCAGACCAAAUAAAACAAGUAGCCUGUCACGCUACCCUAAGAUCCAUUAAAUAUUAUAACCUUUCAUCAACUUUGUUAGACUAGCGCAAACACCUUUUUCCGCAUUUGUUUUCUUGUAAAUGUAGACAACGUUAUUUUCCUUCGAUUCACCAACCCCAGUGUGCUUAGUCGCUUAGUGUACUACCUUUAAGAUCAACAUUCAUUUCUUGUCCAUUUUUUCCCAACGUUUUCAAACUUGUUUCAAACGAAUCCUUUCCCACAUUCUUGUUUCCUUACUGUUGUUUACGUUUUUAUUUCACCCCAGCAUUACUGCUUUAUCUGUAAGCACAUAAGUUAAACUUAGUUAACCUAAACAAAAAAUAGUGCUCUAAGCUAUCGUAUAGUAUUUUGGAGGCAGGAUGAAGUCAAAGUCGUGUAGUAGUGGCGCAAAGGUGUACUAUAGAGGAAUGCGUUGGAAGGUAAAGAGUAUGCAAAAUUCUGACCGGAAAGUAGAGAAAGACUAGACUAGGAAAGGAUGUGAACGAAACAGCGAAUUAGCUCUACAGGUUGGCAAAGCGAAACAAACCAAACAGAAAGUGGAUGUAAUGCAGACAUUUACAGUACUUUCCGCGUUCUAGUUUUAGAAUGAUAAGAUUCCGUUCCGUUAUUUUAUAUUCUUUAAAAAAAAUCAAAACAGCUGCUCUGGCCCUAAACCAAUACAAAUAGUUACAAAGAAACAUUUUAAAACACAACACAAGUCGCAAACACAGUGUACGCAAUAGAUUUUCUUUGUAGACGUUACAUCAAUAUUUGCUUAAACGAUCACAUCAAGCCACACAUCAUUAUCAACAAUUUAGAUGUUUUAGCCCCUAAACUAGCUCAUGAAGGUAGUUUAGCAAUAGUCCCUUGAAAGCUUGAAUCUGUCCCCUCGGCAGAGCAGCGUUAGUUUGUUGAUUCGUAUACUUUACGGUUUAUUAGUUUGUCUACGGGCACAACAACAAUUCGCCAUCUAAAUGUUAACCAAUGUAAUGUUUUUGUUUUUAAUGUGCAACAACAAUCCAAAUGGUUGCAUCGUAAACAAAACAAAACAGAAAGUGCUAUAGGUUUGUAACGUAACGAGGAAUCCUAAUCGGAGAAUAAUGCAACAAAACAUUUAAACUAUUUAAAAGCAGAAAAGUAUUUGAUAGUGCACUUGGGCGAAAAGAAGAAAGAAAAAAAAAAGAUUAUAAGCCGAAAAUGAGCAUGAAGCAGCAUAAAUCAUGAGCAAACCCUUCAAUUCGGCAAUUAGACGAAGUAUAAUAAAUUGAAUAACGAACACAGCACACCCAAACACUAACCCUAAUAUGAGCUAUGUUAUGUACCAUUAAUGAAUGUUAAAUAGAAUUGAUGAAAUUAGAUAUGGGUAAAACAAAAACUUAACAUGGCGGACGAAGGUGCGAAUAGAACUUUGGCAUUGGUUAGCAGUUGAAUCAAUUUUAUGCAGGAAAAGAUACAGAAGAAAAAAAACAAUUGUAGAGCGUAAAACCCUUUCGUGCACAGUGGAACAGUGGAAUGGAAAAUAAAACGGAAAACAUC